GUCUUUCAUACUAAACUAUAUCUUUGUCACACUAAGUUUGCUUCCUCUUCCUUGACGCUUAAAAAAACUUCAAAGUCUUUUUGUUUGUCAGUGGUUUUGUGAUGCGUACAGGGGCUUAUACCGUGCACCAGACGCUAACACCAGAGGCUGCUUCAGUUCUGAAGCAAUCUCUAACCUUAGCAAGAAGAAGAGGCCAUUCUCAGGUCACACCUCUUCACGUCGCUUCGACGCUUUUAACCUCCACAAGAUCAAAUCUUUUUCGAAGGGCAUGUCUCAAAUCUCAUCCUCUCACAUCCCUCGGUCGCCAAAUAGCUCACCCUUCUCUCCAUUGCCGAGCCCUCGAGCUCUGUUUCAACGUUUCCCUCAACAGGCUUCCCACCGAUCCAAACCCUCUGUUUCAGACUCAGCCUUCUCUCUCCAACGCCUUGGUCGCAGCUCUGAAGAGAGCACAGGCUCACCAGAGGAGAGGGUGCGUGGAGCAGCAGCAGCAGCAGAGCCAGCAGAACCAACCGUUCUUGGCGGUUAAAAUCGAGCUAGAGCAGCUCGUUGUCUCGAUUCUUGAUGAUCCUAGUGUGAGCAGAGUGAUGAGAGAAGCUGGACUCUCUAGUGUGUCCGUGAAGAGUAACAUAGAGGAUGACUCCUCUGUUGCUUCCCCUGUUUUCUACGGCUCUUCUUCCUCCGUUGGUGUAUUCUCUUCUCCUUGCUCUCCUACUUCUAGUGAUAACAAUCAAGGAGAAGGGACUUUAAACCCUAACCCUAAUAAGUUCUGGCAGUCUCAUCAUCACUCCUUUCAUUUCCCUAAAGGAAAGAACUCUACUCAAGAUCAAGACGCAAACCCAGUCAUCGAAGUGCUUAUAGGGAAGAAGAACAGCAAGAAGAGGAACACAGUCAUAGUUGGAGACUCUCUGUCUCUAACAGAAGGAAUAGUUUCAAAACUCAUGUCUAGAGUUGAGAGAGGAGAAGUUCCAGAUGAUUUAAAGCAAACCCACUUCAUCAAGUUUCAGUUUUCUCAAGUUGGGUUGAGUUACAUGAAGAAGGAGGAUAUAGAGGGACAAGUCAGAGAGCUGAAGAGGAAGAUUGAUUCUUACACUUCUUGGGGUGGCAAAGGUGUGAUUGUUUGUCUUGGUGAUCUGAACUGGGCGGUGUGGAGCGGUCCUAAGAGCGCGUCUUCAUCGCAUUACAGCGCGGCGGAUCAUCUAGUGGAGGAGAUAGGGAGGUUGGUUUUUGAAUGUAGCAACUCAGGAGCUAAAGUUUGGCUAUUGGGGACAGCUUCUUACCAAACGUACAUGAAGUGUCAGAUGAAGCAGCCUCCACUUGAUGUUCAAUGGGCUCUUCAAGCUGUUUCAGUUCCUUCAGGAGGACUCUCACUAGCCCUCCAUGCUUCCAGUGGUAACCAAGUAAUGGAGAUGAAGCCUUUCAGAGUUAAAGAAGAAGAAGAGGAAGAAGAUAAACUCAGUUUUUGCGGAGAAUGUGCUUGUAACUAUGAGAAAGAAGCAAAAGCUUUUAUAUUAGCUCAACAUAAACUCUUACCACCGUGGCUGCAACCUCAUGGUGAUGCCAACAACAUUAACAAAAAGUUUCAGGAUGAACUGAGUGGACAGAGGAAGAAAUGGAACCGGUUCUGUCAAGAUCUUCACCACAAGAAACAGAGCAACUCUGUUUUACCGGAUGCCUUUGUGGACUCACGUGCAUCUAGUUCUGUGGCUAAGUUCAGACGACAAAACUCGUGUACUAUCGAGUUUAGUUUCGGGAGUAAUCAUCAAGAAGGUCUAAAGAAGAAUCUAACCGAUGAACUGAGUUUGGAUGGGUUCAAGAUUAGCAAUGAUGAAGGUGUGGAGACCAAGAUUACUCUUGCACUUGGCCAUUCUCCGUUUCCAUCUGAUGUAGAGAAAGAAGAAGAAGAGACAGAGAGAGAGAUUACAAUGAGACAAUUAUCAGAGAAGCUUCACGAGAACAUUCCAUGGCAACGACAAGUUCUUCCUUCAGUGGUUGAAGCCAUGGAAGAAUCUGUAAAGAGGAGAGAUGUUUGGAUGCUUCUUUCAGGAAACGACGUGACUGCGAAAAGAAGAUUGGCUCUUACAAUCGCAACUUCUCUUUUCGGGUCAGUCGAAAACAUGCUGAAGAUUAAUAUGAGAACAUCCAAGGCAGGUGAAGUGUGCGAGGAGCUGGAGAAGGCGUUGAAGGACAGAGAAAAGGUUGUUGUUUUGAUAGAGAGAGUUGAUUUAGCCGAUGCCCGGUUCGAGAAGCUCCUCGUUGAUCGAUUCGAGGCUGGAGAUUUGGAUGUUUCUCAAGGAAAGAAGAGACAAAUGAUCUUCCUUUUGACGAGAGAAGAUGAAGAAUGUGUAGAGAAGGAGCAUGUUGUCAUACCAAUGAUGUUGAAGUGUAAGAAAUCAAGUUCUAGUUUGGUCAACCACAAGAGGAAAGCAGAAUCUGAUGCUACGCUGACGAUGAUUAAGACGAAGAGUCCAAGAAUCCAAGAGGAGGAGGAUGUGUCUUGCAACACAAGCAACAUCAAGAAUGAGUUCUCAAGGCAGUUGAGUUUGGGAUCAAAUAUUCUAGACCUCAACUUAAGAGUUGAUGCUGAAGAAGAAGAAGCUAAACCGGUCACUCCAAUCUCAAGCGGGUUUGAAGAACGUUUUCAAGGCUCGAUCAAGAACCGGUUUGAUUUCACAGUUUUGUCGAACGAAGAUAUAACUGAUUUUUUCAUGGCGAAGAUCAAAGAUUCGUUCGAGGAGAUUCUCGGGCAGCAGGAAGAGAGAUUCGGGUUCACCGUCGAUGCGGAGUUGAUCGAGAAGUUCUACAAAGGGUGUGGGGUUUUUGCUAACAGUUUGUUCGAAGAGUGGGUGAAAGAGGUUUUUCAAACGGGCUUAGUAACGGUCAAAAACGGCGGGAAAGAGGGCAUUAGUGUAAUUAACCUAUGUUUGGGAGGUAUAGAUAUGAUUGACCAAGGGGAGAAGGUAUACGAGGAGGAAGGUUUCAUGGGCACUUGUCUACCCAGUAGAAUCCAUGUUUUCUUUGAUGAAUGUAGUGGAAACUGGAAAUGACAAUAUGCUAAAGAGUGACACAAGAAAUCGAGUUCUAGUUUGGUCAGCCACAAGAGGAAACAUGAAUUUGAUGUUGCACCGACGCUGAUUAAGACGAAGAAUCCAAGAGGAGGAGGAUGUGGCUUGCGACACGAAACAACAUCAAGAAAGAGUUCCCAAGAAAGUUGAGAUUGGGUCAAAUGCUCUAGACCUAAACUCAAGAGUUGAUGCCG
This is a messenger RNA of Brassica oleracea var. oleracea, 3256 nucleotides long. RefSeq lists its product as uncharacterized. Lineage: Eukaryota; Viridiplantae; Streptophyta; Magnoliopsida; Brassicales; Brassicaceae. The coding region runs from base 102 to 3044 and encodes 980 amino acids. The transcript is spliced from 4 exons. The record is from RefSeq and is a predicted model, not a curated record.